AUGGUGGAAGUGUCUCUAUGCGGUUGCUUCCUCCCCUCAGCCUUUCUUCUAGCAGCCAGCGAGGAAGCAGGGACCCUGAAAGUGAGGCAAGAUCCUGCCCAGAUCCUGGCCCCACUGGGGGGCUUGGUGGAGCUGUCCUGCCAGAUCAACACUGCCCAGCGCUGGGAGCAGCUCCGUGUAGAGUGGCAGAGGGACAGCCCCCUGAUGGUUUUCUGCCAGGUGGUGCUGAACAAAACCAGUGUCUCCAACUGCUGCAGGGGCGUGGGGGUCUGUGAUGACGCCCGCCUCAGCUUCACUUGGCACCCCCCUAAGUUCACCCUGAGGAUGAGCAACAUCAAUGAGGAUGACAUGGGGUGGUACGUGUGCAAAGCCAUUGUGGAGAUCCCGGUGUAUCUGGAUGCCACAGGCAACGGGACGAUGCUGAAUACCUCAGAUCUAGUGUUGUGGCUGGGCCUGGCUGGAGCGUUGGCCAUCACCGUGCUGCUCCUGCUGCCGGCCGUGAUCUGCUGCUACAAACGCAGGCGCAGAGAUCCAGGGCAGGCAAUCUAUGUGAACGUUCUGUUCCGCAAAAAGGAAGAGGGAAAGAAAGACAGCCCCCGAGCCAGUAGUGAGAUGAAGCAGACCAGCCUCUACAUCCAGGAGUUCCAGAGAAGGGGGCACAGCUGGAAGCCUCCAGUUACAGAACGGAGCCCUGGCCCCACGAAAGCUUCCAAAAAGGCUGCCUCCUUCAAGCAGAAGGCAACGGAAAGGCCAUGAAGAUCCAUGCAGCACUCGGAUGCCCCCAAUCAGAGCCCUACCCCCUUUGCUUCUAUGGUUCUAACCCUGCCCCUUUCCACCUGGACCCUGGGGCUGCCUCUCACUGGGGCUAAGUGCCGCCCAUGUGCUCGAGGCUGCUCACAGCACAGCAUGGCUAAUAGCC
Gopherus evgoodei (Goodes thornscrub tortoise) is the source of this 919-nucleotide messenger RNA. RefSeq names its product transmembrane and immunoglobulin domain containing 2 (gene TMIGD2). Gene Ontology annotation, biological process: B cell differentiation; B cell receptor signaling pathway. Lineage: Eukaryota; Metazoa; Chordata; Testudines; Testudinidae. The transcript has 3 exons. Bases 1 to 756 code for a protein of 251 amino acids. The record is from RefSeq and is a predicted model, not a curated record. Gene Ontology annotation, cellular component: B cell receptor complex; external side of plasma membrane.